AUGCGUCUGCUGCAGUUCCUUCCUGUGGCACUGCUCGUGCCGCUCACGGCGGCUGCGAAUAGGUACUAUCCCGCAGAUGUAUUGGAUAAUGCAGAAGGUGUGCGGGUGAUGCUCCGUGAAGGGUUGACAACAAAACUUCCUUCACUUCAAUCUGCGAAACAACCAAUUCAAUUGGACCAAGCAGUAGAAACUUCACAGGAGGCUUCGGCUUGCCCUGCUCUUGCCCCGGACAGUCCCUCCACCUAUUGGCUGGGUUCCGUGCCCCACGGCGGCACCUCAUCCUACUUGAACGCUACCUAUGGCACUUAUAAAGUGUUCAGGAACGUUGUGACGGACUUUGGAGCCGACAACACUGGCUCGAGAGAUGCAUCAGGCUCCAUCCAAAAGGCCAUAAAUGCUGGGGCAUCGAAUUACAGGAGCCGUGAAAAGCGAGCGUAUGGAACUACACUGCAACCUGCAGUCAUCUAUCUGCCCGCUGGAACCUAUCUGCUGCAAGGGCCAUUGCAGUUCUACACAGGCACCGUGUUGAUAGGGGACCCCAUCAACCCACCCAUACUCAAAGCCCACAGCAACUAUUCGCGUGACUACUUGGUCUUCGGGAAGGAUCCGAACUUUGGAGGAACCGUCAGUUUCUACAUGACGCUGAAGAAUGUCAUUCUGGACUCGACCAACCUCGCCCCCGACUACCAGAUCACGCUGCUCGACUGGACCGUCAGCCAGGCCACACAGCUGACAAAUGUCCGUUUCAAUAUGCCCAACUUUUCAAAGGGCCACACGGGCAUGAAAGCCGGCGAGUGGCCUCGUGAUGCGGGCUACAACAGCAACAUCAUUAUCAAUGACGUUGCCUUUUACGGUGGCAACGUGGGUAUGAAUGUCAGUGGACAACAAUGGAUUUUCAAAGGAAUUUCAUUCAACAGUUGCAGAAUCGGGGCAAUGGUAAAUGGAACGGAUGUCGUGUUCAGCAACAGCUAUUUCCUAUACAACGAAGUUGGUAUCGAAGCCUCGGGCACGCCUGGCUCUGUCGUCGUUCUUGACACGGCAACGAAGAAUAUCGGAAGACUACUGUCCUCUAGACUUUCCUACCAUCCAAACAGCGUGGUUCUUGAGAAUGUCGCCAACGCAGGACUGACCGUGGUCAUGGCCGGAAAGACGCUCCUGACUGGCUCAGUUGCCGACACCUGGUAUCUGGGUAAUGCUUACCUUUCUGGCGAUCCCACGCACCACUGGACACCCGAGGGAACUAACACCACUACCGCGCGUACGGCCGCUCUGCUUCAGAACGGCAAAUACGUUUCCAUGCCUCCACCGACCUACAAGGAGUAUUCGGCCAGCAAGGUCAUCAACAUCAAGGCCGUUCCUAAUCUCGUUGUUAUGGGCGAUGGCGUGACUGACGACACGGCUAACAUCAAUGCCAUCCUCGCUCGAUACGCUGGAUGCGCCAUCAUCUACUGGCCCGCUGGAACAUACAUAGCCACUGACACGAUCAUCAUUCCAAUGGGCACGCGCAUCUUCGGCGACGCCUACUCAGCGAUAAUCAGCGCGUACGGCACCAACUUCGCAGACGCCAGCAGGCCCAGAGCGCUAGUCAAAGUCGGCAAUGCAGGCGACAAAGGCGUCGCCCAAAUCAGCAACAUGAUGUUCACGGUCGCGGACAUCCUGCCGGGCUGCAAGCUCCUCGAAGUCAACAUGGCCGGCAUUAACCCCGGCGACGUCGGCAUCUGGAACACGCACUUCCGGGUGGGCGGCGCAGUGGGCAGCCGCGUGCGCAGCGAAUGCCUCAACGUCGCCGCCGCAUGCAAAGCCGCAUGGGGCCUACUACACCUGACGUCGACGUCGUCGGCCUACAUCGAGAACAUGUGGGGCUGGACGGCCGACCACGACCUGGACUCAGGGAUCGGGGCGGACGCGCCGGCCUGGGGCUACAACCAGACGGUGUCGGUGGGGCGGGGCGCGCUGAUCGAAGCAACGCAAGGCACCUGGCUGAUCGGCACAGCGAUGGAGCACGCGACGCUGUACCAAUACCGGUUCCACGGGGCGGCGAACGUCGUGUCGACGCUCGCGCAGGCCGAGACAGCCUACUGGCAGGGCCCGGGCAACGCCGUGGCGCCCGAGCCCUGGGCGCAGGACCUCGUGCCCAGCGACCCGGGCUUCGCCAACUGCGCGCCCGGCGACGCCCUCUGCGGCAUGGCGUGGUUCAUGGCUGUGGGCGGCGGCUCGCACGACCUGUUCCUGUACGGCGGCUGCUUGUGGGUCUUCUUCAAUAACAAGCGCAAUGUCAAUGCCGGCACCAGGUGCGAUACCCUCAAUGGCGACUGUCAGGAGAACGCGGUGCUGCUGGAGGAGGAUACACAGCGGACGUGGCUGUAUGGCUUGAAUGUUAAGAGCGUCACUUUUAUGGUGAGGAGCUUGGUUAAUAGUGGAAGCGUAGCGGUGGCCGAGAUGCGCAAUAAUACCGGAGGUUGGUCCGGGGGCAUGAAUGUUGGUGGGGUCGUGGCGGCGUAUUUGUUUGAUACUUAG
Aplosporella prunicola CBS 121167 is the source of this 2517-nucleotide messenger RNA. RefSeq names its product glycoside hydrolase family 55 protein. The record is from RefSeq and is a predicted model, not a curated record. Lineage: Eukaryota; Fungi; Ascomycota; Dothideomycetes; Botryosphaeriales; Aplosporellaceae. Gene Ontology annotation, molecular function: polygalacturonase activity. The transcript has 7 exons. The coding region runs from base 1 to 2517 and encodes 838 amino acids.